Messenger RNA from Actinia tenebrosa (Australian red waratah sea anemone), 5930 nucleotides. Its product is annotated as tRNA (32-2'-O)-methyltransferase regulator THADA. Gene Ontology annotation, cellular component: cytosol. NCBI's taxonomy places the organism in Eukaryota, Metazoa, Cnidaria, Anthozoa, Actiniaria, Actiniidae. The record is from RefSeq and is a predicted model, not a curated record. Gene Ontology annotation, biological process: tRNA methylation.
ACUCGUAUUAAUUUUUGAAAAUUUUACCCAAUUAUUCAAUUCUUUAGUCACUAAAGCAGCCGUCGAAAUGGAUAAGCAAUUUUCGCUUGACUUGGUAUUGAGAAAACUAGAUGAUUUCAAAGAGAAAAGUUGUAAACACUGGCUUACAAUUUACACGAUUUUGGGUGAUUUGCUGCGACAAAGUGCACAGAAGAAGAGAAUGAUUCUAUUGGAUCGCUUACAUGUAGAAGUUUCAAACCUUAGGAAAUUUUCUACCAAAAAUGAAGGAGAGGUACCCCAUGAUCAGCAGUGCCUUCAAGAGUUUGCAAGACUCAUGAGUGAGAUGUUUGCUAGUAACAUAUUAUGUCCAAAAAUGAACCAGAGAAUUAUUAAAAUCAUUCAAUCUGUUUAUGCUAUCUGUCCUGAUGUUACCAAGGAGGAAAUCACAAAACAAAUUGAUGCCAUUCUUUCUAGUGAGUCGGAAGACAACUCCACACAAACUCUGCAAAAUGUUAUAAUCAUUGUUGAAAGUUGGAGCCUGGGAAGACAGUGUAUAGAAGAAAAGUUUGAAAAGGUUUUAGAAAUUACUGCAGAAUGGUGUGAUAAAAUAAUCGACAAGUUAGAGGAGUCUAGAAAAACAAACAUAGUAAAUUACCAAGAUACUCUAUUAUUAGUUAUUAAGGCAGUCCUUCAGAUGUUUCAGCACUUUUCUUCAAAAUUCAGACAACUUUCCCAGAGUGAAGUCAGUCAAGCCAAACAAGAACUGAAAACAUUAAUAUCACUAUUAGUUUGUGUUCUGUUUUCUAAGAUUUUGGUAAAAGAGUGUCUUCUUCUGGCUGGAACAGCACUAAGUCUUUUACUAAACAGCGAGACUGAUGAAUCACAAGUUAUAAACACAAUCAUUCAGCUGUUAGACCACACUGAAGACAAGAAAUCUCCUUCAGCAGAGAGUGUCAUUACAAUUUGUAACCUUGAAACCAAUCUACCAGUGGCUGGAUAUUCACCACUGACUCGAAUCACAAUAUUACACGCUUUCAUUACGACAAGUAGAAAGGAAAUCCUCUUGCAUGAUGCCAUAAAUGGGAGGCCCUUUCUCGUCAGUAUUCUGUUUGGCAAGGUACACAAGAUAUGUAAAGAAGAGAUAAACCCUGUCAUCCAUUACCUCGCCUAUGAAGUCAUCAAGAGUUUAAUGCACCGUAUAAAGCAGCUCCUUGAAGAUAUCUGUCAAAAGGAUUCACAAAGGCUGUUUGGCUGUGAUUCCAUCUUUACCAGUCAAAUCCUGGAGCAUGUUUGGGACAGCCUGGAAGAUCCGGUAGAGGGAGUAUCUAUAGCAGGGAGAGGCAUAUUUGGAUUAUUCCUCGACGUACACGAUGGAGAACAUUACAUCCUUAAAGACGAGGAAACGUUUAGAGCACAGUUUUAUGAGUCUAUUGUAGACAAAGUUCUUGCAGUGCCAUGGCAAGUAAAGACAAGAUAUGGACUGAUCUGUGAACUCCUUCCUCACGUCACGCUGGAACAGGUAUUCAACAAGAGACCAUCUUUACUUGAAGAAAUGGCAUACUGCUUGAAGUCGAACCAGCUCUCUUCUGCUUCCACAGAGGCCUUUAAAACUUUGCUGCUUCACAAACGGACUGGUAAAAUCGACUCGUGUGGCAGUCAAGUUGACAAACCCUUCAAUCUCCAAUGGAAAAAUAUUCUUUUGAAAUCUCUCACAAGUGAAAACCCCUUGCUUGCCCAACACACUCGCCAGUAUUGGCUGCCUUGUGUCCUUAAGAAUGUCCCGGAUGCACUAGACCAGAUGUUAAGAGAUCUCCAUAGCAACGGUGGCCACCAGUCACGUGUCGUUUCUGCUCACUUGGCUAUCCUCAAAGCCGCUCGCUCGUUGGGUGUCAUGGAGUCAAAGCAGCUGGAUGAAGAACUGCUGACAUCAGCACUAGAAGAUGCUGAGGACACUAUACGUCUGGACGCACUUGGUGUGUUAAGCUGUAGCUCAAAAACCUCAGAGUCAUUAUCAGAGAUCGAGCUUGGCUUGUUGCGCAACUUUCUUUGUCACAAUCUGAACAUCGCUUGUCCAUCAUUCCGACAAGAUCUUUUUGUGGCCAUGAGAAAAAUUCUGUCUAGAAUUCGCGACAGCUGUCUGAGUGAGUUAAAGAGGUGUUAUCCGAAAAUAUUCAAGAAUCAUUCACUUGGAGUAAAUGAGCUUCAGGCUUUGUCUGUUCAAUCAGAUCUCGUCCAUGCUUUAGAAUUCGUCGAAUGGACGAUGACGUUCAUGGUUAACUCGCUUUUGCCCGGAGCCAAUUAUCAACGACAAAAGACAGCACUAGAGCUGAUAUCUAUAAUAUUCGAUACGUUUGCGGUGAAGGGAAAUCCUGACAAGAGAAAAGGACAAGCACCAGAAAGCACUAUCGUUCUGAUGAAGUUUUCAGAGGCGAAAGGUUUAUGGAGUUUUUAUUCGCCCAGGAAUAUCCACGUGUUGCUUGGAUGCUUGCAGAGUUCCCAUUCUGAUAUUCGUGAGUUAUCAUUGAACAUCCUUCGUCAUCACUUCUCUGGUCCUCUCACUGGACUGGACAAGUCUAAAGGAGACUCCCAGUUCGCUGUUGAUCUAAUGAAUGAAGCAUCACAGCUAAUCUGUAGUCCCAAGGCUCAAGAAAGUGAAAGUGGUGCAGUUAUCUGUCAACUCUUAUUUGAAAGAUACGUGGUUCUUCUGGACUGGGAAGUCAAAGACAUUUUCAGUGACCCAUCUGCACAAAGUCAAAGGGAUGCUGAUUCAAAAGAGCGUGGAAACCACUGCGUGCAGUUUCUGAGCGAAUUGUUGGCGGAGGCAGAACGUCAAUUAAGUUCUGCGAAAGACAAUAUAGCUGUUGCAGCUGAAAAAUAUCCUAUUCACGGCAUCCUCCUCACCUUAUGUCGCUGCAUAUCAUCCUAUCUGGACACCAUCACUUGUCCUCAAAUAUCUCAACCAACGUUCCAGUCAUUCAAAACCAUUUUACAGCGUACCGUACAGGUUACUAUCGAAGUCAUUGACUUCUUGUUGGGUGUACUAUCAAGGAAGCAAGACUCUGAAAACGUGGUUUGUGGCGCGUCGUUUGCUGGUUUAGGCGAAGCAGUUGAAGAUGCGAUAUCUGUGAAUUCUUUGACAGACGAUACAACAUUAUCACAGCAACACCAAAAGGAAUUCAUCAUGUCUUGCUGUUUUCUUAGCAUUAAGUUUGGGUGUCAACUCCUUUCAAAUAUUGUCGAGAAAGUCUCAAGUUCUGGUUCUGAGGACAGUCGUUUUGCGUCAUUAUUGCCAAGCUCAGAUUUAACGGCGAUAGGGGAAAUAUUCAUCAAAAUAUUUACGCAUUGCAGGCUCACGGGUAUUUUACUCAGCUGCAAGGUCAGCCUGACCAUCGUCAGUAGACGCCUCAGUGAGUCUUCCAUCGAGUGCGUAUAUUCGUUACCAAGGCAAUGGAUAAGGAACGUCAUCGACUCUAUUUCUGGCCAGGGUGCCGCUUCAUCGGUAACUAGGAGAAGUGCUGGGCUACCUGUGUUAGUGGUUAACAUACUAGCCAGUGAAUCUCCGAACAAACGACAGCAAAGUGUCAAGUAUUGUCUGGAUAAACUACUGAACGUGGCCUUCAAACCGAUUCCCGAGGUUGUCGACCAGACCACAGACUUACCACAGGUACAUGCCAUGAAUAUUCUUCGUUUGCUGUACCAAGACACAGCAUUGGGGAACGAUGUUUUGUGCUACACUGAACAAGGUCUGGUACUGGCUGUACAAGGAUUUGCUUCACCUUUAUGGUCUAUACGCAAUGCUGCAACACAACUCUUUGGUUCAUUAGUUCUUCGUGUUCUUGGUCACAAGCGAGGACUCCAAGAUGAGAAUCAGUUCAAUUCCAUUAGCGCCAGAGACUUCUUCAAGCGAUUCUCAUCCCUUCGUUCCUUCUUCCUCGAACAACUUCGUUCUUUUUCUUCCGAUACCAACACCCAACCGAUGUCAACCCCAUGCACCGCGGUUCUUAAACCAGAACUCUUCCCCAUUCUUACUUUGUUUUCCAAGCUACGACCAGCAACGAGUGACAUCGAAGAAAGCUUACUUUCUGAUUUCAUACCCUUCUUAACCCCACUGUCCUCGAGCCCAGUCUAUGCUGUGCGAAGUUUGGCCGCUCAGGCCCUGGUACCAUUCAUUCCGAUCGAAGGGUUUGUGAGAAAAGCUGUUGAGCUACUCACCACUAUACCAAGCUCUCCGCAAUCUGUGUCCCAGAAUACUUUACAUGGAACUCUUCUCCAGGUCCACCAUCUCGUCGACGCCAUGGCUACAAACUCCCACGUUACCAUAGAGACGGGUUUGGUUUUGAAAGAGCUGCAGAACAGAUUAUGGCUUGGAACAGAUUUGAAUCCUUGCGCAUUGACCAAGGCUGAGUACUUGAAUAUUCUGAUGGAGCUGGCUCCAAUGGCUUCUAAAAAAGCUGAUGAUGACCUGAGGUCCUUGAUCGAACACGUGACAUUGAAGACAAAUUAUAACUAUCCUGUCCAAGUGGGACUGCCCUACUUACACCGUGCUCUCUCUGCUUCUGCGCUGGAUCUUGUAACCAGCGAGUUCUGGUCUGAAGGUUCAGAAGAUUCUAAUUACAGCAGUGUCAUCAAAACAUGUCUUCACAGCAAAGAACGCGAGACGAGAAUCGCCUCACUUGGACACCUUCACCAUGUGCUCCAGAAUAAAACACGUUUGACUCGACACGAUUUGGAUGAAGUAUUGACGUCACUCAUCACCAUGGAAACUGACCAGCAAUGCUUGCUACUUGCACUAGAUUGCUUUAACGAUGUUUGCACUCGGUCUGACGAAAUUAUGCUUAAAGGCUGUGAACAACUCUGGGUCUCUUUGCUUUCCUUUACGCGUGGAUCACGUGGUUCUAGUGUCCAGUCCAAAGCAAUCACUGCUUUGAGUAUUUUAGUUUAUUUCGUUUUCAAAAACUUGGUCGACCAAUCGCAGAUGGCCUCAAUGGCAACUGAUUGGUCAAAAGCAAUAAGUGAGUGUAGCAUGCCGGGUAAACCUGAACCCGUGAGGAAUGGAGCUGCGCGGGGCCUGGGGAUAGCAGGUGAAGAGGUUCUUCAUUUUGCCGAGAAACGUCAGGGAAAAGAAUAUCAAAAUUUGGAUAAAAUAAUGGAGACAGCAGUAAGAAUUUUCAAGACAGGCAUCAUGCUACUCGAGGACGAGCAAGAUGACGUAAGAAUUGCAGCCUCUCAUUUUGGCGCCAAAAUUCGCCAUCGUCAUGGUAACGUCAAUGACAUUAGCAGCAUCACAUGUUCGGUUGCCAUUACUUCGAUAUUUGAGUAUAUGUCACGUGUUUUCUGGUGGUCGCCACCGGUCUGGGUUACUAUGGUUACUAUUUUACAUGGUCGUUGUUCAGUGAUGGAAUUGCUAACUGAAUAUACUAAAUCCAGGCACAUACUUUUUGAGCAAGAGGAUUGUAAUCUUUACGCAGAGCCAUUCAUCACUGCACAACUCUCUUGUAGACAUCUCAAGCUCAUCGCAGACCAAAUUUCAUCCUCUAAGGAUGAACAAACAAGGGAAAUCAAGAAACAAUAUCAAGAGUGGCUUCAAAGUGAAGCACAAAGACUUCUAUCUGACAUAAAAACAUUGAAAAACUCAGGUAUUAAAGAUACUGGUUCACUACAAAGCCCUAAAAUGUUCACCUUACGCUAUCGCCUCGUUAUGAUGGGUGACGUCAUUGCCCACGUGAUCUCGUCGCUAGGAAACUCAUCACUUCCUAUCAACGACAGCUUGAAACAAGAAAUAAAGACUUUGUUAUCCGAUGUUGGCAAGAACUCUGUUGGUUCUCAUCCCAUCCUACACGAAUCUACAUUCAGCUGAAAUUAUGAAAACAACUACCUAAAGAAAUAGGCAAGGAAGAUCGUAAAAAUAAACUAUCAAGAGUCCUUUUUUUAAGAAUACAUAUUUUAUGAAA